This is a messenger RNA of Aspergillus aculeatinus CBS 121060, 582 nucleotides long. Its product is annotated as DUF3237 domain-containing protein. The coding region runs from base 1 to 582 and encodes 193 amino acids. NCBI's taxonomy places the organism in Eukaryota, Fungi, Ascomycota, Eurotiomycetes, Eurotiales, Aspergillaceae. The transcript is spliced from 6 exons. The record is from RefSeq and is a predicted model, not a curated record.
AUGUCUCAAUCCGCAGGCUUUCCUACCCUCCGCCCCGCCUAUAUUCUCAAGUUUGAGGUCGGUCAGGGCCAGCCAGUCGGGCCCACCUCCUCCGGCUCUACCUUUAUUCACUACGUGAGCCACCUCUAUGUAUCUCAGCAUGCGCACUUCAAGCUUCUGAUAAAUUCAACUGUAAUGCAGUCUUCCCCGGGCGGUACGAUCACUACAGUCGAAGGAUUUUCUCCCCGCAUCAACGCACAGGUAGUUGUGGCCGGAGACUGGCUGUACUUCGAUCCCGAUCAGCAGCACACGCGGAUGAAUGUCCACGGAAUAGCGAGAACCGCCGAAGAUGAAGGAAUCAGGUUCAAAUAUUCGGGCGUCUCUACUGUCUCCGAGGACUUGGCGGCCAUAUUCCAGGGCCAACCGCAGACGGUUGCCUUUGGGCAGUCAACAAUGAACAUGACUUUCGAGGUGGGCUCGCCUCGAAUCAAGGCACUUGAGAAUAGCAACUGGGUGGGCAAUGGCCGGUUUAAAUUAGAGAGAGAUAAGCUCUGGGUCGAAGUGCGCAUUGCCCAGGUGGUGGCCAGCCAGGAUAUGGAUUGA